UUUCCCACUCUCUAUCUAAUUGCAGCACCUGCCUGUCAUUCCGCCAGUUUGGCAAUAAAUGAGAAGAUUUUUCGACGAGAGAUGGAGAUGGAGGAAUGGUCUUGUAUGUGAAAGGCGUGGAUCGUGUAAACGGCUGCUUGGCUGUUGCUCGAGCUUUUGGCGAUGCUGAGCUAAGCCAACUUGUGAUUGCUGACCCGGAAGUGACCGUUUACGAGCUCUAUCGAGAAGACGAGUUUAUUGUUAUGGCAUCUGACGGUCUUUGGGACGUACUGACCAAUGAUUAGGUGGCGUUUUGUAUCAGGUAAAUCGAGAGGUUACUCAUACAUUGGCCGACUACCAAAUUGACUAUUUAUUUGUGCAUAUGUCUAGAAAUCCGUGGCUUUGGAUGCUAGCAGACCGCGCUACACUAAUAGGAGUAGACGUGCGCGGUAGAUACCAUGAAAUGUUGGUGUCGAAAUUGUUUUUCUUAUUCUUAAAUUUCGUCACGCCAGGCUUGUCAAAUUUGCGAUAUAAAUUAAAAACCACACAAGAAUGUUUUUCUUAAUUAUGGGUCCCGCUGAUUUUUCUUCGGGCCUCUUCUUUAAUGUUCAAGCGGCAAUCGUGUCUGCUGCCAUGGCUCGUUAGUGGUAAGUACAAUCUAUGAUCCUUAUCGCAUGCAUUCAAUCAUUCCAACAUACAAUUUUUUCAUGAAAGAUGCGUGUCAGCAGUAACAAUGUAUGAUUGAAGCAAUACCAGGAAAGUAGCAAGAUCAUAUUACUUAAGCCCGUAGGUUUACAGUGUCGU
Messenger RNA from Plasmopara halstedii, 783 nucleotides. RefSeq names its product probable protein partial. Lineage: Eukaryota; Oomycota; Peronosporomycetes; Peronosporales; Peronosporaceae. Gene Ontology annotation, biological process: protein dephosphorylation. The transcript has a single exon. Gene Ontology annotation, molecular function: protein serine/threonine phosphatase activity. The record is from RefSeq and is a predicted model, not a curated record. Bases 96 to 284 code for a protein of 62 amino acids.